Messenger RNA from Abrus precatorius (Indian licorice), 1275 nucleotides. Its product is annotated as protein IRX15-LIKE-like. Lineage: Eukaryota; Viridiplantae; Streptophyta; Magnoliopsida; Fabales; Fabaceae. The record is from RefSeq and is a predicted model, not a curated record. Bases 82 to 1026 code for a protein of 314 amino acids. Gene Ontology annotation, biological process: xylan biosynthetic process. The transcript has a single exon.
UCUCCUACACCAGCCACAAAGGACAGAGAUUCUAAACCCAAGUUUUCUUUUUUGUUUUGUUUUGUUCUCUCUCUCUACACCAUGAAAAACACAAACACCAACACGAAACUCAUCCUCCUCCACCCUUAUAUCCAAAAACAAGGAAGCUCAAAUCGCUUAUGGCUUCUAGCCUUCAUAUCAAUUCUCACUCUUGCUUUCCUUGUUACCCUCAUAUACACAAGAGAAUCAACCUUCAUUACCACUGCAACUUCUUCCGUGAUUGCCUCUUCCCCCCCCGUUUCUGGCCUAGGAAGUGCUCCUUUGCCAGCCACAGUGAUCAACACUCUCCUCCACUAUGCCUCAAAAUCCAAUGACACCUACCGCAUGCCCCACUCUGACCUCAAACCCAUCUCUGACGUGCUCAGAAAAUGCUCAUCCCCGUGCAAUUUCCUCAUCUUUGGCCUCACACCCGAGACCCUUCUGUGGAAAGCCCUCAACCACAAUGGUAGAACAGUUUUCAUCGAAGAAAACCGCUACUACGCUGCAUACUUUGAAGAAAAGCACCCAGAAAUCGAUGUCUAUGACGUGCAAUACACAACCAAAAGGAGUGAGAUGAAAGAGCUCAUAGCCUCAGCUAAAGAACAGGUAGCAAAUGAAUGCAAGCCAGUGCAAAAUCUUCUCUUCUCAGACUGCAAACUAGGACUCAACGACCUACCCAACCACGUGUACGAGGUUGACUGGGAUGUCAUACUAGUGGACGGGCCACGUGGCGAUUGGCCGGAUGCUCCAGGCAGAAUGUCGGCGAUUUUCACCGCCGGCGUUCUUGCAAGAAGCAAAAAGGGUGGAAACCCUAAGACUCAUGUGUUUUUGCAUGACUUUUCUGGGGAAGUGCAAAAGGUUUGUGGGAGCGAGUUUUUGUGCGGUGAGAAUUUGUUGGAGGCAAGUGAGAGUUUGGGACAUUAUCUGUUGGAAAGGAUGGAAGAAAGUAGUGCCCAGUAUUGUAAGAAUCAAUCAUCUUCAGGGUCAAAGGCUUCUUCAUCAACUUAGUUAAUGUUUCUUAUCAAGACUACUGUAAGGUGCUCAGAAUCAUGUUAGUCACAAUUGGGUCAUCAUCCUUCUGGGUAUUUAUCAUUCAUCCUUUCCAUUGCUACAUUUUGUUUACUCCUUGGCUGCAGCUUGUAAAAAAUAAUUCUUUUUGUUUUUACCUUUCCAUUUUGUGGCACUGUCAAUUGUAAUUUCUUCAAUGAAUUCAAGUUUACAACAAAUUCAGUUCAGGAUAUUGCAUACCAUCUACAU